This is a messenger RNA of Ictalurus punctatus (channel catfish), 6385 nucleotides long. It is a transcript of the gene agps, whose product is annotated as alkylglycerone phosphate synthase. The coding region runs from base 61 to 1956 and encodes 631 amino acids. The transcript has 20 exons. NCBI's taxonomy places the organism in Eukaryota, Metazoa, Chordata, Actinopteri, Siluriformes, Ictaluridae. Gene Ontology annotation, biological process: lipid biosynthetic process. The record is from RefSeq and is a predicted model, not a curated record. Gene Ontology annotation, molecular function: FAD binding; alkylglycerone-phosphate synthase activity.
CUAGAAGCGGGCUGACCUCUGACAGAGCGCCGCUUUCCGGCUCGCAAACACGGAAGCAGCAUGGCGUCAAACACCGAUGUCUCCGAGCGCCAAAGAAGUGCACGGCAAAGACUGAGAAUUAUAGCCGGCCAUUUGCAGAAAAGCGAGGGAAAUGAGCACACGGCGUUAUCCGCACAAGAGUGUAAAGCCGAGACGCCCAGGUCCAACGCUGCUAAAGUGACCGCGGUGCCGAAAAGAAGGCAAGAAAUAAUGAAGUGGAAUGGCUGGGGUUACAGUGAUUCCCGUUUUCUCUUUAACAAGAAAGGCCAGGCAGAGUUUACAGGCAAAAGGUAUCGGCUAAGUGGUCUGAUUCUCCCCAGUCUGAAGGACUGGUUUGAGGGUACAUUUGGUGCCAACCUACAACAUAAAUCCCCAGCGACAGCCAGUUUGAAUGUGAGUGCAGUCCCACCCCCAACCCUGAACGAGCUGUUUGUGGAGGAGCUGAAGGCUGCCGGUGUGGCCCUGUCAACUGGCCCAGAGGACAGAGUGUUCCGUUCUCAUGGUCACUGUCUGCAUGAGGUCUUUGCCCUGAGGGAGGGGAGAAUUGGAAGAAUACCAGACCUGGUAGUUUGGCCAAACUGUCAUGAUGAUGUAGUGAAGAUUGUGGAGCUGGCCUGCAAGCACAAUGUGUGUUUGAUACCAUAUGGAGGUGGUACGAGUGUGUCCAGUGCUCUAGAGUGCCCCCCAGAGGAAACUCGAUCCAUUGUGUCUUUAGACACCUCUCAGAUGAACCGAAUAUUGUGGAUUGAUGAGAAAAAUCUAACAGCCCAUGUUGAGGCUGGCAUCAUUGGCCAGGACCUGGAAAGGCAGCUGAACGAGAGCGGCUACUGCACUGGACAUGAGCCGGACUCUAUGGAAUUUAGUUCUCUUGGAGGCUGGGUAGCUACACGUGCAUCAGGCAUGAAGAAAAACAUCUAUGGCAACAUCGAAGACCUGGUGGUACAUAUAAAGAUGGUGACCCCUAGAGGUGUGAUUGAGAAGAGCUGCCAGGGUCCACGGAUGUCCACUGGACCAGACAUCCACCAUUUCAUCCUGGGCUCUGAAGGCACGCUGGGUGUGGUCACAGAGGUUACGAUGAAGAUCCGUCCUGUCCCCGAGUAUCAGAAAUACGGCUCUAUCGUCUUCCCAAACUUCCAGCAGGGCGUGGCCUGUCUGCGAGAGGUGGCUAAACAGAGAUGUGCUCCAGCUUCUAUUCGACUGAUGGACAACGAGCAGUUCCAGUUUGGUCACGCUCUUAAGCCUCAAGUAUCCUCCAUCUUCACAUCAUUUUUGGAUGGGCUGAAAAAAUUUUACAUCACAAAGUUUAAAGGCUUUGAUCCCCAUCACCUGUGUGUGGCUACUCUGCUGUUCGAAGGAGAUCGGGAGAAGGUGCUGCAGCACGAGAAACAGGUUUACGACAUAGCCGCCAAAUUUGGGGGCCUGGCAGCAGGAGAGGAUAACGGACAGAGAGGAUACAUGCUCACCUUUGUCAUUGCUUACCUGCGGGAUUUGGGGAUGGAUUAUUACGUGAUAGGCGAGUCGUUUGAGACGUCAGUGCCUUGGGACAGAGUUUUGGACCUGUGCAGAAAUGUAAAGGAGAGGAUAGUGAGAGAGUGUAAAGAGAGAGGAGUGCAGUUUCCCCCGCUGUCUACAUGCAGGGUAACACAGACCUAUGACGUUGGUGCCUGUGUGUAUUUCUACUUUGCCUUCAACUAUAGAGGUCUCAGCGAUCCAAUACAUGUCUAUGAGCAAGUGGAGCACACAGCCCGAGAGGAGAUUCUAGCCAAUGGGGGAAGCCUGAGUCACCAUCACGGAGUGGGCAAGCUGCGGAAGGAGUGGAUGAGGGAGACUGUCUCCAGCGUGGGGCUGGGCAUGCUCAAGUCCAUAAAGGAUUAUGUGGACCCCAACAACAUAUUUGGCAACAGAAACCUCCUGUAACAGCACUUUGAAAAACCUAUUAUUUUUGUUUGUUUUUUUUUCUUUUCUUUUUUCUCACAUGUAGUCCUAUUGGAAUUAAGGCAUUCUACAUAAUAAUUUCUAUGUAUUCAAGACAAGCAGUGAUUUAUUUUCAGCUUUUGAUCAAUAUCUAAUUCUAUUCCAAUACCUUACCACAAAACUCAGCACAAGACUCAACACUUCCCGCCCUCUCUGUCCCCUCCCACCCCCCUCUUCCUCUGUCCAUUUCCGUCUGCACCCCCCUUCUUCACAUUUCAGUUGUACUGCUGUGAGAAAGGUCAAAGUUCAGGCCUGAUGUCUGACGAGUCCGAUUCUUUUAUUGCAUUUUUCCCCUUUUUCUUUCUUCACAAAUCCAUCGACUGCCAAUGAGAAGUUGCCUUUCACAGAAAGAUAGGUCAAGAAAAUUGACUAUGAAACACUGAUUAUAUAAAGAUGAUGUUUGUUUACCCGCUUCCCUGUUGAACUCGUUUUUCAUUUCUUGCUGAUCUUGCCAACUUUGGCUUGAUCUAACUUUUGAUAUAUUAAAUAAAAGUAUGUUCCCGUGUAGUUUGUUGGUGUAACACAACUUGCGUGUUGACUGCAUUGUGCUUUUAAAAGCAGUGUGCCUUCUCUUUCUGUCUCUGAGUGGGUGUUGGCCUUCCUUUACCUCACUCCUCCUUUCUUUUUUUUUCUUUUUUUUUAUAUAAAAAAAAGAGUGACUGCAUUUAAACGUCUGCUGUCUCUUCACACAGCUUCUUUGUAUCUCUGCAGUUCCGUACAUCUCCCUUUUGCCUUUUCUAACCGUCAAUUUUUUUUAUUUUUUUUGCCAGGGUCUUUGUGAAUGCUUGGAUGUUUUAUCUUUAGCCUCUUCUGAUAUUUUGAAAUGUUUGUAUAGGUGUCUCUGUUCAGUGUGAACUAUAGGAAACACGUCCAUUCAUAGGAGUUCCACUUUGCUCCUGCAGACUAAGAGAACUUGCUCUAGCAUGGUGAAUGCGUCUAAGCUCCUGACUCAUUCCUCUCUGUGCAGUAAGCUUUAUCAUGGUGUCCUUGGAGAGACCGGUUUAGUUUGAUUUUUUUUGUGUGUGUGUGUUUCAUAAUGAAGAUGUGAGACCCCUGUCCUCCUACCAAAGACUUUCAGCCUUUUAGUCCUUUUGGCUAUAUGCAUUCAUACACCUGUAAAUUAUGAAUAUAUGUCAUAUAUCACAUGCAUAUAUUUGUUUAUAAAUGAAGAGUCUAAGAGUCACCAUGAUAAUUUGUAAUUUUUAAGUCUUGCUUUCAAAACAACAUAUGCAAAACGUAUGAUGAUCUGUAAAUAUUAGGGAUUUAAUCACUUCAUCUAGUACUAAUGUUUUGUCCAAGCUCACAAAGAAGCCUGGUUAUGGAUGUUAGACACUUGUGGGUUUUUAGCUUCUGUGUGAAAAGGUGUCUGUGUGUUUGUAUGAAUUUAUCCAGAUUUCCUAAAUGUCUGUAAGGGUCACGUCUUGUGUUCUUGUUACUUAUGAUUUGCCUUCUCAAUCAAAAUUUAUUUCUGUGCUGAUUUGGCUUAUGCUUUCUCUUUUCUUAGCGUUUCUCACCCUUAAAGGAAAACUCCAGUGUUUUUCAACAUAAUGUCUGUCUACUAAGUGUGUAGCAUAUUUACACAAACAAGAAUUUCAACACACUUGUAUAGAGAAAAGAAUGGGGAAAAAACCCAUUUAUUCAAAACUCAAAAAAAAAAAAAGUGUCCAAGGGCAGGUGUUCAAAUAAUUGUCCAUCCAUAAUCUAAAAUAUGUGAAUAUCCAGUCAUGUGAAAAAAUAACCACAAGGCACAAGGAGCAUUUUCAAGCAUUUAUUCAACAGAAAUAUCACUAGAUGUGAUGAUAUUCUUUGGAAAAAGUAAGUACAACCUUGGCCUGAGAAGCUAGUAUUGCCCCCUAUUGAAGCAGAAAUAACUUCUUGUAGGCGUUUUGCAUAAUUGUCCCCCAUGCAAUAUUCUUUCAGUUGCAAGAUGGUUUUCUUGCAUGUACUGCCCGUUUCAAAUCCUCUUGCGACAUUUCAAUGAUAUUCAAAUCCAAGCUUUGACUAGGCCUUUCCAUAAUCCUCCAUUUCUUCUUUUUGAGCCAUUCUUUGGUGGAUUUGCUUGUGUGCUUAGGAUCCUUGUCCUGUUUUUCGGUUCAACUUUCGGACAGAUGGACUCACAUUAUCUUCACUCUUUGAUAUAAUUCAGAAUUCAUAGUUGAAUAAAUGAAUGCAAGCUGUCCAGUUGCUGAAGCAGUGGAAAAAAAAACCAAGUCAUAACAUUUCCACCACUAUAAUUUACAGAUGGUAUGAGGUGCUUCUCCUGAAAAGCUGUCUUUGGUCAGCGCCAAACAUAUCUGCUGUUACUGUGGCCAAACAACUCUAUCUUUGAUUCAUCUGUCCAGAGGACAUCAUUUCAAAAGGCCUGGUGUUUGCCUAUAUACUCACUGGCAAACUGUAUUAUUGCAAAGGCUUUUUCCUGGCAUGCCUCCUAUGUAGGUCAAAUCUCUUUCUGAUUGUAGAAGCGUGUACUUUGACACAAACAGUUGCAAGACGACUUGGCAGAUCCUGUAAUGAAAUUUUGAAGUUCUUGGAGACCCCUUUUUGCAUCAGACGGUCUGCUCUUGGGCUGAAUUUGCUGGGACGGCCAGUCUUAGACAAAUCGGCAGUCGUUUGAAAUCUGCCAAUUUAUUUGCUUAGUAUUCAAAUACAUUGUAGAUUGUAGAAUGAUGUAUUUUUCAAACAAUUUGGAGAUCUUUUUAAAUCCCUUGCUAGACUCACAGGCAUCUACAACCGUUUUUGGUUUUUUUUGGAAGGUCUUAUAGAACUCUUUAGAUCUUGGCAUGAUGACACACACACACACACCCACCUCAAUAGCAAAGGGAACACCAGACACUAGAUAUGAGAGGGGUAUAAAUAAGACAGGUUCUAAUCACUGGCACCGAAUCUUGAACACCUGAUUCUAAUUUUAUGGAUUUGAAGGUGUGAUAAAUGUAAGGGUGUACUUAAUUUUUCCAUGUGAAUUUUCUGGUUUUGUUUUUUUUUGUUUAUUUCAAUUACUACAAAAUGUACAUUUUAGGUGUCAGCUGACAGUAUCACCUUUAUGAUGUUUCAAAGAGGAUCAAAUGUUUGCUUGUCCAAAUGUGUCCCAAAAAACAACAACAAUUUCCAUGGGGUGUACGUAAUUUUUCACAUGACUGUAUAGCACAACUUCUCUUUUAAAAAAGAACAGCUGUUUUUGUAGUACUCAUACGCAAUCAAACCAAGACCUUUAUGUAAGUGACAGUUUUUCCCUUUUAAACAAUAGUCCUAUCUCUGGAACAAUAAUUCUACAGAAUUAGAGCUUAGUAUUCAAAUACUUGUGACUGAACAUUUUAUUUCAAAAAAUAAAUCAGUCAAAUCUAAAAUAUUUGUAGUGCCCUAACUAGGGUCGCAUUGUUCUCACUGGUUCAAUGCCAAUAGCAGUUUUGAUAUCAGCGGAUACCCGGUACUGAUCCAAUGCUGCUAUCUUUGUAGUAAGUGACAUGACUUUGUCAUCAAGUUAUGCAAGACAUUGACACGAUGACAUGCUUAAGGACAUGUCCACAUGAAGGACCCGUGUUUUCAGUCAAUGUACCUUGUGCACAGCAAUAAAUACUUCAGUGGAUUGGAUUUGAAAAUAUGUAAAAUCCGAUACAAUACUGAAUCAGUAUUUGAGGCUGACAUCUGCACCAAAACUGAUUGGGUUUGGAGUUUCGAGUUCAGUAUCCGUACAUUUCAACACCUAACGUUUGCCGUUAGAUGCCUAUUAAAUGUGCGAUUUGAGUAAGGAGGUAUUCAGUUCUGUUCUCAAUGAAGGGAAAAAGUUCAAACUUCUCUGUGGUAAUCACAAGUAUACUACAAAUGUGGAAGAUAGAAAUUUAGAUCGAAAAAAAAAUGCUUGAGUAUUCCUUUAAGCUGAACCUAAGCCUUCCUAGUAUACUGCUGUAUGGUGCUAGAGUAAAAAUGCAAAGUUACUGAUGUCAAAUUCCUCAUUUUAUUUUAUUAUUUUUUUUGUAUAAUCUCUGCCUUUAUACCAUUCUACUGAUCCAAGCAACCAUCCUGUGAUGAUUUAUUUCUAUGCAUCAUUUUCCCCAUAUAGAUGUCAACGAAACUAUUUACAACACCUGAGUGCUUAGUCUCUCAUGCACUGCUCCGUGAAAAAAGUUUAAUGGAAGUUGUUGUAAAUACUUACCGAAACCAGUCUGGCUUUUCUUUGUGAAAUAUGGAAUGAAGAAAAUGUUGGGACUUAUUUGCUCCCUGUGCACAUUUUCUGAACAUUCAUAGCAGCCUGAUCCUGCCAUUUCACUACCUGCAAAUGCCCUCUUUGGUCAUUCCCGAGUUUCCUUGGUAACAUGUUUAACCUUGGCAUUCAUUUUGUCAGUGCUGUUUGUGCAAUAAAUGAACAUUUAAAGCA